This is a messenger RNA of Closterium sp. NIES-65, 786 nucleotides long. Lineage: Eukaryota; Viridiplantae; Streptophyta; Zygnematophyceae; Desmidiales; Closteriaceae. The record is from the annotation of a GenBank genome assembly.
AUGGAGAAGUCUCCGAGUCAUAGUCAAUGGCCCGCCUGCCCUAAGCUGGGCACAACGGCGAUGGUGCGCGCGGCGGCGCUGCUGCUGGUGCUGCCGGCCUUGGCGAUCCUGAGCGUCGUGGAUCCCGAGGUGGCGAAGCCGGCGUGGGACGACGGCGUCGUGGACGGCGUCGACGCCGACCUCUUCCGCCGCGCCAUGGUGCAGAUCGACGACGCGCGUCUCGCCGAGCCGCGCGGCAAGAUUGCCUUUCUCUUCCUCGUGCGCGGCCCGCUGCCGCUGCAGGAGAUCUGGCACCGCUUCUUCCAGGGCCACGAGGCGCAGUUCUCGGUGUACAUCCACGCGUCGCAGCCCGACUUCGACUGCGACCGCGCCGUCAACUACGCCGCCUUCCGCGGCCGCCAGAUUCCGAGCGUGCCGAUAUCGUGGGGAGGGCCCAACCUGAUCCGCGCGGAGAGGCGGCUGCUGGCGGCGGCGCUGGCGGACCCAGCGAACCAGCGCUUCGUGCUGCUCUCCGAAUCGUGUGUGCCGCUGUUCAACUUCUCCCACGUGUACGACUACCUCUUCGCCUCGCCCACCAGCUUUAUCACCAGCCAUCCCAGUGAGUGGCGGUACCAGCCGGGCAUGGCGCCAACUGUCAACCGCAGCCAGUUCCGCAAGGGCUCGCAGUGGUUUGCGUUGACUCGCCGCCAUGCGGACAUGGUGGUGGCGGACACACACGUGUAUGACGCCUUCCUCACCAACCACGCCAUGAUUCCUGACGAGAGCUACAUCCAGACGCUCCUUCUG